This is a messenger RNA of Manihot esculenta (cassava), 1073 nucleotides long. Its product is annotated as glutamic acid-rich protein. Lineage: Eukaryota; Viridiplantae; Streptophyta; Magnoliopsida; Malpighiales; Euphorbiaceae. Bases 121 to 771 code for a protein of 216 amino acids. The record is from RefSeq and is a predicted model, not a curated record. The transcript is spliced from 2 exons.
GUCACAAAGUUCGCCGAGGAAACUAUUAAAAGCCUUCCCUUCACUCAAAAAUGACGAAUCGAGAAGUGAAGAUUCUCAAAAACCCUAGAAAAUCUGCAUUUCUCUAAUAAAUCCCAACCUAUGGCUGACUCAGUAGUGCACAAAGAAGAAGGUUCAAUGCCACAAACUGGAAACAAAGACGAACCCACAUUGCUCUCCAAGCGCAAACUCGAUUCACUUCCAGUUUCUAAAGGCAAAGAAGAAGAAGAAGUAGUAGCAGUGGUGGAAGAAGAAGAUCAAUCCAACAAAAUUCAGAAGCUCCAAUCUCUCGUUGACAAUGGAAAUUCACCAGUCAUCGAAGAGGAAACCACCGAAAAGAAGCGUCUACAACGUUCCAGUAAGAAUUCCGGCGCCAAUUCAUCCAUUUCCGAAGUGAAAAACGGCAGUAAAGCUGUAGCGGAAGAUAACGACGCCGGAGAAGAAGACGACGACGAUGUAGAUUAUGAGGAUGAGGAGGAAGAAGAAAACGGAGAGGCGGCUGUGGUGGAUAGGAAAGGAAAGGGGAUAAUGGUAGAAGACGAGGAAGGUGAAGAUAGUGAUGAUGAUGACGACGACGAUUCAAGUGAUGGUGGAAGCGAAUUGGAUGGUGAUGGUAGUGAGCUGGAGGAUGAUCCUUUGACGGAGGUUGAUCUGGAUAACAUUCUUCCAUCCAGGACGCGGCGACGAACGGUGCUGCGUGGGGUUUCUAUUGCUAAUAGACGUGGUAACUGGGGUGAUGAUAGUGAUGCCUGAUUCAUGUCAGAUUUGGCUUGCCCCCAUAGCAUCUUAAUGGAUGGGUAUCCUGGAAUAUCAAGAAAAGUUUACGUUACAUAAAGCAACUGUACACAUGGUUCUUAUGUUGUGAAAUUGAAAUGUGAUUUAGACAUAUUAGAUUCCAUUUGCUAGCAAGUUGUCAUUUAUUCAACAGUUCUCACAUUAAAUUCGUACUUGGUGAGUAGCAGAAUUUAGGAAUGCAGCAUCGUGUCAUCUGGUGUUGUGUCUGGUUGGGAUUUCAUGGUGUAUGGAUGCUUUAUCACAUGUUCUGUUAUUGGCCA